CAGAAGGAUAGACCUAGAAAGAGAGAGAGAGGCGGGGAGGAUAGACAACAGACAGCUGGUCUGCCGUCGAACCGGUCGGUGGCACUGAGGAACACCGGAGAGACAACAACAACAACUACAGUGGCGCCAACUGUCCACCGCAACGGUCCGAGGUGGAAAGCCAGGCCUCAGUUCCGAUGACCUAACAACUGGAUCCUACCCCCGAGAGCCCAGGAUUUGAUGAGUUAGCAACUGGAUCCUACCCCCCGGGAGCUUGGCGACCAAACAUUCGGAGCCGAACCGCCAUGAUUCCAGGAUUUGGUGACCUAACAAUCGGAGCCUAGCCCCCAGGAGUGCGGGUUUUGAUGACCUAACAAUCGGAGCCGAGCCCCCAGGAGUGCGGGUUUUGAUGACCUAACAAUCGGAGCCGAGCCCCCAGGAGUGCGGGUUUUGAUGACCUAACAAUCGGAGCCGAGCCCCCAGGAGUGCAGGUUUUGAUGACCUAACAAUCGGAUCCGAGCCCCCAGGAGUGCAGGUUUUGAUGACCUAACAAUCGGAGCCGAGCCCCCAGAAGUGCAGGUUUUGAUGACCUAACAAUCGGAGCCGAGCCCCCAGGAGUGCAGGUUUUGAUGACCUAACAAUCGGAGCCGAGCCCCCAGGAGUGCAGGUUUUGAUGACCUAGCAUACCCCCGACACCGACCCAGCGAGGAUGCUGUCGGAGGUGCAGCCCUGCCUGCAGCUGCUCCGCAUCGGCACCGCCCCGCAGCCCAGCCCGAGGCCCGGCCAGGCCACGGCGCCGACACCCGCCCGCGACCUCUACACUUUCCUGCCGGCCGGCCAGCGCUGCACCUUCCGCCUCGGCCGCCGGGCCGACCUCACCGACCUGUGCCUGAGCUCGGGGCGGGCCGAGGAUCUCAUCUCCCGGGUGCACGCCGAGCUGCAGGCCGAGAGGGGGGCGGCCGGGGGCGACUGGAGGGUGCACAUCGUCGACAGGAGCACCAAUGGCACAUUUGUGAAUGACAUUCGGAUCGCCAAAGGCGAGAGGACGGAGCUCUCCGACGGAGACACUGUCACGUUUGGCCACCCGGACGCGGUGAACAUCCCGGAAGGCUCCCUGGUCGCUCAGCAGGACUCGGAGUUUUACUUCCUCUUCCAGAAGGUCCGUGUGCGCCCGGCCGACUUCGAUGCCAUCACCGCCGCCUCCCCCCCCAGGGCGCAGCGAGCCGGCGGGUUCCGGCCGGUCUGCCUGUCCCCGCAGCGGGCCCGGAUCCGGAGCUUCACCCGGGCGCCCCCCGCCUCCCGGGCCACCCUGAUCCUGAACUCCAUCGGCAGCAUCAGCAAACUGAGGUCGCAGCUGGUGGUGCUGCACUCGGAGGCCGCCGCCAGCGAGCCCAAGGGGGCCCUGGGCAGGUUCCGCCGCCUCCUGCUGUCGCCGGGGACGCGGCGCCACCCCACCGCCCCCGGCCCCGGCCCCCAGGGCGGCACCGCUCCGCCCCUGAAGGGGACGUGCGAGCGGCCGGCGACCAAGCACCGGCGGAAGACCGUCCACACCGUCCUGCCGGACCUGGAGGAGGAGAUCCAGCGGUUUACUGUCGAGGUGCAGCAGAGUGCCCCGAGCCGCCGGCACUGCAAGUCCGAGUCGGAUGUGGACCCAGACCUGUACCGGCAGCUGACCCUGGGCGUCCGGGCGCUGUCCCCCCAACAACAGCCCACCCUCAAGAAGCACAAACUGGAGCCCGGUGCCCACCUCCCUCGAAAUGCAAUAGAGAACAUCACCCCCACUGGAAAGAAGAGAGGGCGGCCUCGGAAACAUCCCCUGGGCAGCAUCCCGCUGGGUUCGAAGGUCAUGUGCAAGGUUUUCACGCACACGCUGUACACAGCGGAGCAGUGUGCCGCUGAGCGGUGCCACUUACCGCAGGAGGACACCGUGCAGUGGGUGCAGUGUGAUGACUGUGAUGCCUGGUACCAUGUGGCCUGUGUUGGCUGUAAUUACACUGCCAUGAAAGAGGCUUCGGCUGAGUUCCACUGUGGCUGCACAUAACAGUCACUGUGGGCAGAGUCAAAGAACGCUUCGGUGACUCUCUCUGUCUCUCCAGUUAGGGUUCUCCUUUUUCUUUCAAGGCUCUGUGACCGUGAGUGAAAACGUCGACAGUCUGCUGUACCCGCUGGCCUUUCUCGUUCUUAGCCAUUCAGUAUCUGGGAGCCUCCUUGAAUUUUUGACGCUGUUGCGGGCCGCAUGUUCCAGGGUUUUCAGUGGCUUCCGCUCCUGAGGAGUCUUAUUGGCAGCCGACAAGGUAGUUCACGUAUUGCAUAUAUUAUUUUUACUUUCGCUCGAGAUGGUGCAUUUAAUUCUGAAGCUCAGCAACGGGCCAUGGUGCAAAUCCCAUAUCAAUAGCUGUAGACAGUGGCGUGGGUGGUCAGACUUUGCAAAGUGUCUGAAAGUCUGACUCCUUUCCACAUCCUUGGCAGGGUUGGGGGAGGCAAGGAGUGCUGGACCUGUGUGCCCUCCAAAGCCUCCUUGCGAUAAUAAGCUAUUUCAGUAUCAAAACUCGCAAGAUUGUCGCGAGCAAUUUGAAUAUUUAGCCGAUGUGCUUUGAAGGAAAUCUUACUGCCAUCGUUGUGAUCAGGGUCCCAAGUGCAGAAGGGCCAGUUCUUGAUGGUCUUCAUCAGUAAACACAUCACAGAGAACUGAAUGAUUCAGAUUUCAAAUACCAUGCAUACAAUCUGACAACUGAGCUAUUUUCCUGACCUGUAACAAUAACGACUCAGUAAAUUUGAUCCAGCGUAAUUUACCAGCAAGGGGAGAAAAUCCAACAAGAAUCCUGUUCUUGCUCAUUGUCCAGCCGUCUUGCGUUGGACUGUGCUCUGUGUGUCGUUGAGGGCUCCUGGGUUUAUUCUCUGGGUUUCAGUGGAAUCGUAGAAUUAUUGCAGUGUAGAAGAAGGCUAAUCGGCCCAUUGAGCCCUUCUAUCACCUGGUGCAACAUCUGCGGCUAACAUUCCCAACCUCUGAGCCUGGCAUUUGCAUGAGCCCACAUAGCCAACAAAUGCUCAUUCAACAAUAAAUGAUGGUGCAUUAGCUCCUUUGUGCCAGGCCACAUGAAAUGGAGGAUGUUUCUCUGGCAUUCCUGGUGAUAUUUGCUGCCUUGCACAGAUGGUUUCCAGUGGUAUAUUGUUCUUGAGUCCCUGGCCUGGCAGAUGAUAUCAUGGAGAGUCUUUCAGGAAUGCUCUGGAAUGAUUUCCCCUACCAGCUGUGAAUGUGAUCCUUGACUGCGAGCUUCUGGGAGGCUGGGUCAAGGAUGUCAGGGAGCCGGAGAUGUUUCCCAUUCAGUGUGAUUGGUUGGUCAGCGUCCAGAGCUUAGUGUCAGUUCAGCGCAGUCCAGUGAAUGACUGUGAGCGCGGACUUGGCUCUCAAAUCAGGAAGAUAUGUUGUGCUUGCACAGUGUUUCAUUUUAAUCCUUCUCAGAAUUUUGUUUUUUUGCUCCAUUGCCAAUGAAUUACUUUCAAAAAGUAAUUUUUUUUGUUUAUUUUUUGUAAGCCAAUACGGUUUUGUUUACAGGAGAUUUUGGCUGCAUUCCAGACUGAUUCCUGGGAUGGCAGGGCUGAUGUGUAGAGAGUGCCUGGAGCAGGAGUUAGGCUUGUAUUUACUGGGAUUUUGAAGAUUGGUGGGGUUUGGCAUCAGGGCAAUCUCAUAAAAGCCUGUAAAUUUCUAACAGGGCUGGACAGGAGGGAUUUUCCCAUUGGCUGGGGAGCCUACAACCAGGGGUCACAGUCUUAGGAUGUGGAGUAGGCCGUUUAGGACAGAGAUGAGGAGAAACUCUUCAACCAUGGAACAGGGAGCCUCUGAAAUUCCCAGCCAAAGAAAGUCAUUGCAGCCAAAACAACAAACCUUUUCAAGAAGAAGUUAGACCAGGACUAAGGGCGUCAAAGACCAUUAGGAGAAAAUGGGGACAAGGAACUGAGUUGGAUCAUCAGCCAUGAUCAUAGUGAAUGGUGGAGCAGGCUUGGAGGGCCGAAUGGCCAACUGCCCCUACUCCUACUGUGGAACAGCCCCUUUGAUCUGCAGGUGGUGCAUCAGAUUCUUCUCUUCCAGUUCACUGGGAAUCCGUAUUUCAUACGGGGGAGAAUAAUGGAAACAGCAAUUAUAUAGACAGUAAACAAAUGCUCAUUCAGCAAUAAAUGAUGGUGCAUUAGCUGCUUUGGGGCUUUUCUGUGCCAGGCCACAAUUAAGUGGGGGUUUUUUUUAAACCUUCUUGGUGGUAUUUGCUGCCUUGCACACAUGGUUUCCAGUGGUAUAUAGUUCUUCAGUCCCUGUUGUGUUGUCCAGGACUUUGACAGGACCCCAGUACAAUCAUUCCAAUCAUAUUUGAUCACGUUUCUGUUUGCCUUCUAACAGAAUUGUGCUGACCAGAGCCCCAAACACCAAUAAUGUCAUCUUACAAGAUGCAUCCUUCCCCUACCAUGGCCAUGAAUGUUUUCUUGUAGAUGUUAAAAUAACAUGUGGCUUUGGGCAAAUGAGACUGACCACCUGAUGGAUCUGAAAUUGAAUUGAGUUCAGCCGACUUUGUUUCAAUUGAACUGUGUUCCCUCCCAGCAGCUUGAGCAGCAAAACACCGCAGAGGCCGCAAAUCUGAAACAAAAGAACAAUUUUUCCAGAAUACCCCCGCAAGCCAGGCCUUGUGUGGAGUCUUGAUGAAGGGUCGCAGACCUAAAACACCAAAGCUGGCUUCUUUGUCAACAAAUCCUGCCCAACCAGCUGACCCUUGCACCCUCCCAUGAGAAUCUGGCUUCAAGAAUCCACUUACUGUUCAAACUCCUUGUGUUUGAAGGUUUAAUGUGGGUGGGAGGAGGCUGGCACGUUUUUGUUUUAAGUUCAGGGAAGCUGAAGUGAUGGUGGAGAAUAAUUAUGGUUAACAAUGAGCCUCACAAAGCCAGAUGUUUGUUCAAAGAACAUGCCUGAACUGAAGUCACCUGGUGACAUGAGUCGUUUUCAAAUGGAGAACAUUAAAUUAUCACUUCACGCAGGAUGGGAAACUUUUAAAAGACUUUGAGGGUCCCUGGCUUUAUAAACGGACAUGUAGAGGUAGAGUUGUGCUAAACUUUUCGAAACCGCUGGUUAUAUUGUGACAUGACCAUUGUUGGCUGUCACCUUUCUCUCAGUAAGAGGGGGAUUGGUGUGAGCUGCUGCAGUCUUGAAGGGCUGCAGCAAUUCAGCAGGUGGGGGUGGGGGGGAGAGCAGCUGGAAUUUUGUUCUCAGUGGAUGGAGUAGAGACUCUGUACUUGGAAGCUUUUGAUCGCAUCGCUUGCCUGUUUCUCACUAAUCAAAGUGGUUUAUUGCCCAGCAGUCAAUCCCCACUCUGUGCUGAGUUACUUUAUCUGGGGUGAGGGAGGGAAAUGAACUGCAGUUGCUUUCGGUGCUGCGAGGAGGGAGUUCCAUAAGCUUCCCGAAAAGAGGAUGCUUCCUGCGGAACCCAGUCAGGGCUGUGUGAAAAAAGUGAGAGAGAGAUUGUGCCAGGUUUUCUCCACAGAAGGUUUUGAAAAUUUCUUCAGAUUGUUGGAAAGAACUUCAAAUUUAUUCAAUGCGUUCAAGGCCACUGAUCAUCCCGCGUGGUGGUGGUGGGGUGGGUGGGGUGGUGUUUUAGAGCUAUCAGAGACAUUGUAAGGCAGGCCAACAGAGGAGACAGAUUUAAAGUGAUUGCUGACAGGGGUGGGUCAGCUUUCAGGAAGGGUGUUGGUUAAAUACUUGAUUUUUAAGGAGGGGAGAAAUUACAGGGUAUAAUGGAGAGUGGGCAAUUACAGGGUAUAGUGGGGGUGGUGGGCAAUUACAGGGUAAUGGGGGUGGAAGGGCUAAUUGAAUUGCUCUUUCAAAGGGCUAGCACAGGCACCAUGGGACCAAAUAGUUUCCUGCCAUGCUUACUUAGCUCUUUCCUAAGAUUUAUUUUCCUUAAAUUAGUUAAAUUUGGGUAUAUUUCCUUAUAAUUUGUGUAUUCAUUUUUGUACAUGUCAAGCACUUAUUUGUGGAUCUUGCUGAAUUAUUUACUUUAAAAAACAAUGUUUUGUUGUCCCCCCGUUUUGUUUGGUCCUUUUGUACGUUGAUCAAUUUUAAGGACAAUUCAGGUAGCAGUGUCUGUGGGGGGAGGGCUGCCGUGUUGCAAUGUCUGUGUCUCACCGCUCUCAGCCGCCAGGUGGUGCCCGUGUCCACGGUGUCUCACUGCUGGAGUGCAGCGAGUUGAUUUUGGAAUUGGAUAAGCAAUUUAUUUUCAAAAGUUGGCAUUUCCAGAAUCAGGACGGAGUCGAAUAAGUGUUUGAUCUUUGUAACAAAGUUCUUGCCGAUUUUAAACUGGCUAGUAAAGCUUAUUGUGUGAUUUGCACAGUGACCUGCCAAGCAUUGAACUGACUGACAGGUUGCAGAUUAUAAUAUCGCUUAAUGGAGGCGAUGCAAAUGUUUUUUAAAAAUGUUUUUUUAAAAGUUGCAAUGAGAGUGGGAAAUGACUGUAGUGAAAUGUGGCCUACUGGUUCACAUCUGAACGGUAAUGUGAGCUGUUUAAUUGAGUGAAGUUCAUUUGCAGGUGAAAACGGCCGCACCGAGCUGUGAAAUAAAAUAAAAAAUGUGAAAUUUAUAAAGGGCUGGAGAAGCUCAGCUGGCCUGUCAGCACCUGUAGAGAGGAGCAGUUAGCAUCGCAGUGUUUAAUCGGGUGCUAGUUAACAUCUGUUUCCUCUCUGCUUCUGCUGCAUGACUUGUGGAGUUUUACUGACCAGCGAAACGCUCAGCUUGAACACUCCCUCUGCAUCUCUCCCUGGGUGCUUUUUCUAAUUCAGGGCAGUUAAAUAAUGGCAGAUGCCCUUCCCUAAAGAGUGCCAAUGAACCAGAAGGGUUUUUCUCACAACUGGUCAUCUCUUCGAAACUCUGAAUUCCACAUUUGCAUUGAAUUCACAUUCCACCAUCUAAAGAGUCAGGGUUCAAAUCCACGUCCCCAGAACGUUACUACCGGGGUCACUGGAUUAAAAGACCAGCGAUACCACCAAAUGGCCAUUGACUUCCCUUAAAGGGGUGAUGUGUGAUCCCAAGCAGAGCCGCCUCUCUGUCAGCAGUGCCAAGUGGCUGUGAAUCGAGAUAAAUGAUGUUUCACAACACAGUACAGGCGUGUCCUGAAAGGCACUAAAAUACCCCCCGCCCACCCCACCCCGUAACUGCACAGCAAAGUGUUUUUGAGUGAGGGAGGGGUGAUGGUUAGAUCACUACAGAAUGGAGCAACAGGAACCAGCCUGGGAUUGGAGACUAUAUUUGAGGAUUAAAAGUUUGAAUCUAGACUUGGUGAAUGGAUCAUUGAGUGGGUAGUUUUUUUGGCACAGAAUCGAGUAUUGAUUUUUGUUUUGUGUGGGGGGGGUGGAGAAAAGAAAAACAUUUUCUGGAAGCUUUUAGUCUUGUACUGAUCAGGACAAUUUGUAGGAACAGCAAUUCAUUUCAGCAGCAUUUCUACUGGAUGAGCAUGCUGAUUGGUCACCAAGUGGAUCGUGGUACCAUGGAGAAUACAACAGUUAAUCUUGAUUGACAGUUAACAGCCAGACAUUUUGUUUUCAGUAAUGCUCAAAUUUAAAGUGUCAGGUAUGAGUCUGACCUGUGCUUUUCGCAAAUAACGUUUCUCCUGCUUUUUCUUCAAAUCCAAUCAUUUGCGAGCAAUUAAAGGCGAAAUGAAAAAUAUUUAGAGUGCGGGUGCCUGGCUUCUGAUCAUUUAUUUUAUCCGAUUUUCAAAAGGGCCCAUGUUUCUCGUUGUGCAUGGACAGAAAUGCACAUGGUUACGAGGCUGUAACCAAAUAAACACAACUGCGUAUAUUCGUCAGUUUGUGGACAGCGUGUGCUAUUUACCUGAUGGUGUGAUUGUUCAAGUAAAGUCCAGUGCCAUUUACAAACUACGAUCUGGAUGUGGACUCGACUGUUAACGAAAUUCGCUGUCAGCACGGUAACUGCUUGGUUCUCAGAAACAUGGUGAGAUUCUUGCUGUAUCACUGCCACUAUUCAAUAAAUUAUACU
This is a messenger RNA of Stegostoma tigrinum, 8008 nucleotides long. It is a transcript of the gene tcf19l, whose product is annotated as transcription factor 19 (SC1), like. Lineage: Eukaryota; Metazoa; Chordata; Chondrichthyes; Orectolobiformes; Stegostomatidae. Gene Ontology annotation, cellular component: nucleus. The record is from RefSeq and is a predicted model, not a curated record. Gene Ontology annotation, molecular function: protein binding. The transcript is spliced from 3 exons. Gene Ontology annotation, biological process: regulation of gene expression. The coding region runs from base 689 to 2020 and encodes 443 amino acids.